AUGGCUUGCAAGGUGCACAAAAGUCUAUCACUGCGCAGAAGACUUCACAUUCUGCGAUUCCUUACCAACUCCAAGAAUAACAAGCUAAAGGUUGCACUGGAAAAUGUCAAAAGAAAAUAUGAAAACCUCAUAGCCACAAAAAGAGACUACAUUAGCCUAUUGAAUAAUAAUAUCGAUGAUAACAAGGAUGUUAAAAUAGUGAAAAUAAGUGAAGGAACAUUCAUGGUGAGGGUGACAUGUGAGAAAGGAGGUGGCAAGUUGGUUGCAAUUUUAGAGGCAUUUGAAGAGAUUAGUAUGAAUGUUGAGGAGGCAAAAGUUUCAUGCGAAAAUGAGUUUUCUAUGGAAGCUAUUAUUGUUACUGAGGAUCAAACUCUUGAUGUUACAGAUGUUACUGAAGUGAUUCUAAAAGCUAUUGAAAAGUAG
This is a messenger RNA of Vicia faba (fava bean), 423 nucleotides long. The record is from the annotation of a GenBank genome assembly. NCBI's taxonomy places the organism in Eukaryota, Viridiplantae, Streptophyta, Magnoliopsida, Fabales, Fabaceae.